Prorocentrum cordatum is the source of this 654-nucleotide messenger RNA. Lineage: Eukaryota; Dinophyceae; Prorocentrales; Prorocentraceae. The record is from the annotation of a GenBank genome assembly.
AAGAGAUGACAACGGUCUCAGGUUCAGGGUUUCUGGAAUCGGCCAUGUGGGUGUUGGUGCGCAGUGGCCUGCCAGCGUUGUUCCACGAUGUCCUCAGGGGGGCCACUGGUGUUCUGCAGCACCUCAUGGAGAUUUACGGCCGAUGGGCCAAUGGGUCCCAAGAUGGCGUGCACCACGAUGUUCCGCCGCUUGGGAUUGCUGCAGCAGUCCACCAUCCACUCGUUGUAUCUGCAUUGGCGAAGCCUGAAUCACAUCAUUCGAUCUUCGCCUACCGUCUCCGAUUCGCAGUUUGAGCCGCGCAUUAUCAUACGCACUGGAUUCGGGGGUCCCUCCUUCUGUCUCCCCUCCCCCGCCCACAAGCUCGGAAGAGUCGCAGAGGGCGACCUGGAUCAGAAGGCCCUCCAGCUCUGCGAGGGCGUGCGGAGCACGAGCUUCGAGAAGGCGGGCGCCCUUCCGAGGAGUUCCUGCAGCCACUUCAGAGGUGGCCCGACCUGAUGCAGCCCUGUGCGGCUACCGGCGUGGUGCGGCGGGGGCCGCGGGGGGCGACUGGCGGAGGCGGAGGCGGCGGGCUGCGACGCAGGCCGCGGGGGCGACGGAGGCCGUGGGGGCCCUGGUGCCUGGCAUCGCUCGGAGGUGCGCGGUCUUCUCGGCGAG